AUGAAAUUCCCCAACGUUCGCACGCCUUUUAUCUCCCUAAUCAGCUUUGUUAGCCUAAUAGAAGGCACUGCGGCUACAUCUGACCUAGAGCUCGAGACAUCUGCUGCAGGACUGGGAGGUCAUUUAUACGAUUUCUGGCGAUUUGUGGCCGAUUCAUCAUGGAUUGGAGGUGACACGGAGUAUAGUGUGCUGAACGAGGCUAUGCCAUACUGGGUGAAUGCCAUUGUUCCACUUUCUUACACACUGAACGAUGAGAGACUCAAGGGCCAAGUACAUCACGUUGUUGAUACCAUCCUUGACCGUAUUCAACCGGAUGGCUGGAUUGGACCCGAGACACUAUCUGGAGGCGAACGAAUGAUUUGGGCACGGACUUUGUUGUUCUUAGGUCUUACCAAUCUCGCUGAUGCUAAUUCUACUUAUGAGAUGCCUAUCGUCAACGCCAUGCACCGCUUCAAUACGCUGAUGAACUCUAUGCUGAGAAAGAAUGGCACCGGAAUGAUUUAUCAUGAAGGUGAUAAGCUCAGUGCAGAUGACUAUCUUUGGUUCCGUUCCCGGGCCGAGGAUAUGAUCGUUAGUCUGCAGUGGAUGAUUGACUAUCAUCCAGGGGAUCAGAUUGAAGUCCUGAAAGAAAAUAUCGAACUUUUGCACAAGUUCGCAUUCAAAUGGGAAGGAUGGUAUACAGAGGGGUCUUAUAUCAAGGAGGAUUUAUACGAUCUUCCCGAAUCUAUUACGGAUGACCAGUGGGCAUUCCUACAUGGGGUGACAAUUGCUGAAGGUAAUCAAAGCUUCAGGAACUUAUCCACAUUUUACGUUGACUGGACUUUCGAAUAUCAUGGCUCAGCCUCAGGCACUAUACUGGCAGAUGAAAGAAUUGAUGGUCUCAACGCGUAUUACGGCUCGGAACUAUGCACUGAUGUUGAAACUAUCUAUUCCCUUGCGUAUAAUUAUUUCGCCAUUGGUGAUGCUGAUUACGCAGACCGAGCCGAACUUGCGGCUUUCAAUGCUCUUCCAGCAGCAGUCUCGGGAGACUGGUGGAGCCAUCAAUAUAUGACGGAACCUAAUCAGCCUUUUUCCAAGAAUCUCUCCGCUACUCCGUUCUUUGAUGUUAAUACGCAAGGCCAGACAUUUGGACUUGAACCAGAUUAUCCAUGUUGCACGGUCAAUCAUCCUCAGGGCUACCCUAAGUUCACAAUGUAUAGCUAUCUCCGCAAUGGUAAGACGGGUAUUGUCCACGCGUUACUCAGCCCUGGGAGGGUCGAAACUACGAUUCAAAGAAAGGCAGUUUCUAUCGAUUGUCAAACGCAGUAUCCAUUCAGUAAUCUCCUGUCUUAUGAAAUUGAUAGUGAUGUUGAGUUCCAAUUCUACAUCCGUGUUCCAGGAUGGGCAACAGGAGUCAGCAUUCGGGGGUCUGGUCAAGAAGACUACACAACAGUGCCAGAUCGUUAUUCGAGGUUGAUUCAAGUUGAGGUUCCUUCUGGCAAAACAAGCUUUGACUAUGAGAUCAGCAUGGCUUUGCGAGUAGAACAGCGAGCCAAUGACACAGUUGCUGUGUAUCAAGGCUCGCUGCUCUAUGCAUUCCAUGUUCCACACACCGUCGUAUCUGGACCGCCUAAAUUCUAUAAUAACCAGACUAAUUACCCACCUGGUACCUUUCCACGACAGGCUCAUGAUCAUGCCCUUUUGAACACCACUGAAUGGAACUUGGCAAUUGACCCAUCAACCCUGGUAUAUCACGCGGGUUCUGGAGAUUUACCUUCACCCACUUUUGAGGACGGGAAGCUACCUGCGUUUGUCACGGCAAAGGCUUGUUUGAUCGAAUGGCCCUUGUUUGCUGGUGUUGUUCCAGGCUCUCCAAUUCCAUUAAGUGAGCGAAAGUGUCUUGGCAAUGUUUUUGAAGCUGUUCUUCGUCCGUAUGGCAGUGCAAAGUUGCAUAUGUCUGAUUUGCCUAUCAUUGAUCUCUCUGAAAAAUAG
This is a messenger RNA of Penicillium macrosclerotiorum, 1971 nucleotides long. RefSeq lists its product as uncharacterized. The transcript has 3 exons. The coding region runs from base 1 to 1971 and encodes 656 amino acids. Lineage: Eukaryota; Fungi; Ascomycota; Eurotiomycetes; Eurotiales; Aspergillaceae. The record is from RefSeq and is a predicted model, not a curated record.